Messenger RNA from Pneumocystis jirovecii RU7, 864 nucleotides. RefSeq lists its product as uncharacterized. NCBI's taxonomy places the organism in Eukaryota, Fungi, Ascomycota, Pneumocystomycetes, Pneumocystales, Pneumocystaceae. The record is from RefSeq and is a predicted model, not a curated record. The transcript has 5 exons. The coding region runs from base 1 to 864 and encodes 287 amino acids.
AUGAGAAAUAUAUUAGCGGUUUUUAUUACAUCUAUAUUUUUAAAAUUAAUUAGUGCUGAUGAAUCUGUUUUAAAUACACAUAAUUCUUAUGAAAUUAAAGAACAUGACUUAGAUUCAUCUGUAUAUGACCAUUUUCUAUUUGACAAAGUUGAAUAUUAUCAAAAUCCUGAUGAAUCCGUACAAGAUUCAUCUAAAAUUUCAAAAAAAAAAAAACCAAAUCCACCUACUGAUUGUAUUAGUAUUUUUGAUGGAACCAAUCCAGAAGAAUAUACCAAAAAGUGUUUUUUAGAAGGUAUGAAUCAUACACGCUGUGGUUCAGAAGUGGAUAUACCUUGUUUAUGUGAUUCUAAUAAAAUGAAUAUGGUUGUUAAGAAUUGUACUAGUGGUAUAAAAGAUUUUUCACAUUUUGAUCCUUUAUUCGGCGCGUUUUAUCAUAAAAUAUGCCUUGCAUUCCAAAUUCCAGAACCAAGUUGUCUUAAUAUUUCUAAUCCAUCUUUUCCAACAGUUACUUGCGAUGAUCCUUAUAAAGAUUCUGGUCUUUCUGAACAAGCAAAAAAAUGCUUGAUGAGCUCGGCUAAUAGUUCCUACUGUCACAAAUCAACAGAUUUGUCGUGUCUAUGUGAUUCUCACUCUUUUAAUUAUAACCUUCAUUCAUGUAUUAAUACAAAUUUUACACUUCAAAAAGAAGCUACUGAAUUCCUCAAAAAAUUAUGUAAUAUACCACCUUUGGUUCCUGGAUGCACACAAAUUAGAGGAACAGAGUCUAUUGCGGAAAGUAUUGGAGAAAGGAUUAUGGCUGUUAAAACAAAAGGGAUAAUAUUUUCGAUAAUUGGAAUAGUUAUGUUUGUAGCACUGGGGUUGUAG